GUCGCUGUCAUUUAGUUCUCGCACUGUCUGACUGCAACUUGUGUUACGUUUGUAGGAGUUCGUCGCAGAUUUGGUUGCUGUUUUCCUUCCGUUUUGAUCUGUUUAGAUUCUGCGUUUUCUAACUGGUCCAUCAUCACCUAAUUUUCUUCAGAUUGGUUUGGACGAGUUUUUCCCAAAUAAAAUGAUGCAAAACGGCAUGGACAGUGUGCCCCAACAGAAUGGCACAUUGCAUAACAAUUCCUCCACCUCAUCUUCUUCAAAUUCACACAAUUCCUCUUCACAAACGAAUACUGGAGGUCAGCAAGAGGAAAGUAAGACAAACCUCAUUGUGAAUUACCUUCCUCAGACGAUGACCCAGGAGGAAAUUCGAUCUCUCUUCUCUUCCAUUGGCGAGGUAGAAAGUUGUAAACUCAUCAGGGACAAAGUUACAGACACCGACACAGAGCCGUGCUCCAGUAUUCUUGGUCGUCAAAGCUUGGGGUAUGGAUUCGUGAACUACCACCGACCAGAGGAUGCAGAGAAAGCUAUCAAUACGCUGAACGGCCUCAGAUUACAGAACAAGACGAUAAAGGUGUCGUACGCUCGGCCUAGCAGUGAGGCUAUAAAGGGUGCCAAUUUAUACGUCAGUGGGCUGCCAAAGAACAUGACUCAACAGGAUCUUGAGAAUUUGUUCAGCCCUUAUGGACGUAUUAUCACUUCACGGAUUCUCUGUGACAACAUUACUGUCCGCCAAUAUGUCAGUGGAGCUGGAGAAAGUUUGCCCUGUCUGUCGAAAGGAGUUGGAUUCAUAAGGUUUGACCAGCGCAUUGAAGCGGAACGAGCUAUCCAGGAGCUGAAUGGAACCAUUCCGAAGGGAUCCACAGAACCGAUCACCGUAAAGUUCGCAAAUAAUCCUAGUAACAACAAUAAGGCGAUCCCACCUCUGGCGGCGUAUCUGGCACCGCAGGCAAGACGUUUCGGCGGACCGAUACACCACCCGACGGGGCGCUUCAGGUAUAUUCCACUGUCACCACUAUCCAGCAGCCCGUAUGGACUGCCGCUGUGGCCUGACGCAAGAGAUUGCACUGGCAAGACCAUGCUAGCCAUAAACAAAGGCUUACAGAGGUAUUCACCAUUGGCUGGUGAUCUGCUGGCCAACUCGAUGAUCCCAGGGAAUACCAUGAAUGGUUCUGGUUGGUGCAUCUUUGUAUACAACCUUGCCCCAGAGACAGAAGAGAACGUCUUGUGGCAGCUUUUCGGGCCCUUCGGUGCAGUUCAGAGUGUGAAGGUUAUUCGAGACCUGCAGACCAACAAGUGUAAAGGGUUUGGCUUUGUUACGAUGACCAAUUAUGACGAGGCCGUCGUUGCAAUCCAAUCUUUGAAUGGUUAUACCCUGGGCAACCGCGUUUUGCAGGUUUCUUUCAAAACCAACAAGAGUAAAGCUACAUAAAUGUUGACGAAGAAACUGUUAUGGGCCGCCGCCAUAUUGGCAGUGCGGUUAUAAAAUGUGACCAUGCUAGUCAACUGAGGCUGUAUUUGUCUGUAUCUUAUCAGGAUUUUUAAUAGUCCUGAGAAAACAGCUUAUUGCUGGGAAAUGUGAAGAUAUCUACCCCGCGCUCCGCAUCUAAAGACUGUAGGUAGUACAGUCAUGUUCGUAUCCUCCUCCCCCCCCCCCUUGCAAUCCCGCACCAAUAAUUACGAGACAAAUGCAGCCUUCAGAGGAGUUAUAUCUUUCCAUUUGUACUGUGGUAAAUGUAUCAGCAGUACAUCGAUUAUAAUUUGGAUCAUACUGAGCCAAACACAGAGCUAGUCAACAAGAGUGCAAGUCAUGUGGUCAUGCGAGUUUGCUAAGACCCAAAAUGGAAUCCUCAAAAUCUUGAUCAUUUUUUUGUUCUGUUAUACGCUACUAGUCAUAAAUAAAUAUUGCCGUGGCUGUAGGUGGGGGCACGGAGACGUCCCACUGAAGAUAAAAAUACUUAUUUUCAUUUGGUAACUGCGGCGAGAUUUCUGGGUUUUUGUUCAGGCGUGAAUAAAUAAAAUUAAUUUCUUUAUUUAUAAUAUUAAAUAUAAAAUUUUAUGGUACUUAAAUAAUUUUUUUUUGUUCGUGUAGUUUUUUUUUUCGUUUAAUCACCUGACAAAGUAUGUGAUUAACACUGCGUAUAUUCAUAUUAUUAUUAUAAUAAUAAUUAUUAUUUAAUUGUUACAAGUAGUGACAGAGAAUACACCUAUCGUAAAUGUCUCUUAUUAUUCUGAGUUAAUACACACGUGCAUGUGACAGUGGAACUGACUUAUUUUGGCAUUAGUGCAACGUUUAUGGAGGUAUUAUUUAUAAUUUUGAGUUUUCAGAAUAAUUAAACAAGUUGUUUUUGUGUUGACAAUUUUUUUUUUCAUUUCAUUUGUUUACGGUGAAAAUCCUGACAAGUUUUCCACAACCCGACUACUACUAACAAAUUUGCACUGACCAGCUUGUAAUUCCUUUAUCCUUGGUUAUUUAUUUGUGUUUCGUGAUAUGACGUAGAUCUCAGGCAACGUAAAAAAACUUAUGGUCCCGUUUUAUGUAUUUUUAUCUCUUUUCUUUUUUUUUUAGUUGAAAGGUUUUGGGGGAACCACAAAGACUUGCACAGAACAAUAAUUCAUAAUAAUUAAAUAAUAUAAAUAAUGAAAAUAAAUCAGGUAACCUAUCAAAUAUGCUGCCCAACUUGAUAUGUCAACUUCCACGAAAGAAAUUUAUUUUUGUAAGAACACUUAUCAAAUUUAACAAAUGCAUUCCUAGUGGGCAAACGAUUUUAAAUGAAAGACAUGAAAAAAGUAUGAAGAAAUUUAAAUAUCUAACGAAGGAGAAUUUGUCUCCUCGCAUUCUUAAAGUUUCUAUAGUGUCAGGUAGUUUACCUUUGCAAUAGGAGUUUCUGAGCUAAGUGUGUUUGCACGGGAAUCGAACUGUCCUCCACGUAACCUUUUUCCUGUUUAUCCUUCCCCCAGAUUGGUGAGCGGGCAUUUAUAUCGUCAUAAAUGGCGGCCAAGUGGCUAUUUCACCCUAUUUUGACUUUGAUGAAACUGUAUUAGUCUGUUGUGUCAGGGGAUAUGCAGCAACCCCUAACACUCAGUCUGCCGAAAUAAUUAUUAUUUUCGUAAUUCCUAUUGAUGCAAGCAAUAUACUGGGUAUAGAGGGAGUCCUAACCACUUGCUAGUCGACUUUCGUGCUCGCUCGCCACACUGCGAGUUCGAUCCCGUUAAGACUGUCAGACGUCGUCGUAGUGGAAGGAAUCAGGAUUCUUACGUAAUGCCAGGAGUUUUUUGAAUACAAAAUUUUGAUGGACUUUAUCUUUCAUGGUCACAAAUGUAAAGAUUUAAAAAAAAAAUAAUGAAAAAAUGUAUAUAUAUUAUACUUUGCCUGAGAUUAGGAAAGAUAUAGAAAAAAAACCUUUUUUGAUAAAAAACUUUAUCAUGCUGUUGAGGAUAAGAGUUUAACUACGAAAGAGUAGAUUAUAAAAAAUGAAAAGUUCAGGAAACUCGAUACACUUUUUCAGUGUUACUUUGCCCCCUUGAUAAAUCAACGAAGAAAGAUGUACAUUUAGUGUUACUUGUGAACAUUCCUUGAUAAAUUUCUCACGGUUUGGCCCUUUAUGUAGUCAAUGCCAAUAUAUUUGCUUGUGUGAGAUAUAUUAUAGUUGCAGCUAUGUUAAAUUUCUGAAGAAACCAAGAGACGUAUUUCUAAAUCGUAAUAUUAGACUUGGUUUUUACAGCCAUUAGCAUCUCGCUCCCGUAGAGACUUUAACGCGCGAACCUUAGAUUUUAAAAGUGGUAAUAUUUUGUAUGAUACUCAAAACAAUGGUGCAUACAUCUGUUAAGUUCCAUGGGAAAAAAAAAUGUACAGAGAGAGAUAUUUCCAUGAAGAUGAAAUAAGAUAGUACUGGAACCGCGAUGUGAUUUAUGAACCUGAUGUGGUUCCCGAGUAUAUUUUGGGUUGUGGAGACUGGUUUUGAAAACUGCUUCUGCAUUUAUCAAGAUUGUGAUUCAUGCCUGUUCUAUACAAUUAAAGAUAUAAAUAACUUUUGAAGCUUUAUAGAACUCAUUCACCUACUUAACGGAUGCAAUUUUGCCAAAGUGGUAUUGACUAAAUGUGGGGGAAAAAAAAAA
This is a messenger RNA of Zootermopsis nevadensis, 4116 nucleotides long. Its product is annotated as ELAV-like protein 1. The record is from RefSeq and is a predicted model, not a curated record. NCBI's taxonomy places the organism in Eukaryota, Metazoa, Arthropoda, Insecta, Blattodea, Termopsidae. Gene Ontology annotation, cellular component: ribonucleoprotein complex. Gene Ontology annotation, molecular function: RNA binding.